AUGUCCACAACCACCAUAACCGCCGCAGAGGACGCGCCCGUGCGCUCCUCUGCUGCGAUCGCGGCGGGAGAGCAGCAGCCAUGGGAUUGGCACUGGCGCAAUAUCAAGUGGUCCCUCGUCCUCCGCGCCCAGCACUGGGGCGUGAUCUUCCUCAUCGUCAUUGCCGCGGCCGUGUCGGGCGGCGCGCACUACACGCUGCAGCACAACCCCCGCAUCCGCCCGGCCCUGGCGUACGACGCGACCAUCUCAUACCCCACGGUGGAACAGGUGGCGGUGCCGGACUCCCAGGCCGCCCUGUGGCCGUGGCUCGCGUUCCUGGUGUCCCUGUUUGUCACAGAGGGCCUCCUGUUCCGCGGCCGCCACAGCGCCACCACGGCCAUGGCGGCCUUCCUGCAUUUCGGGGUGGCCUGCUUCGCCAACUUCCUCAUCAUCGUCGCGGUGUCCGAGGCAAGCGUGACUAAGCCGUGGGCGGGGCGGCUGCGCCCCGACUUCUUGGACCGCUGCCGGCCAGUGGACCUGGGGGGCUCGCAGCCGGGCGGGGGCGGGAACUUCACACGGUCAGUGGGGACCAUCAACCUCUUCCAGGUGUGGAAGUGA
Molecule: messenger RNA, 597 nt
Organism: Monoraphidium neglectum
Lineage: Eukaryota; Viridiplantae; Chlorophyta; Chlorophyceae; Sphaeropleales; Selenastraceae
Exons: 4
Coding region: 1-597 (198 amino acids)
Source: RefSeq, a predicted model, not a curated record